This is a messenger RNA of Cydia pomonella (codling moth), 2437 nucleotides long. Its product is annotated as CBP80/20-dependent translation initiation factor. Gene Ontology annotation, biological process: regulation of translational initiation. The record is from RefSeq and is a predicted model, not a curated record. Gene Ontology annotation, cellular component: cytosol. Bases 977 to 2299 code for a protein of 440 amino acids. Gene Ontology annotation, molecular function: RNA binding; translation activator activity; protein binding. The transcript is spliced from 10 exons. NCBI's taxonomy places the organism in Eukaryota, Metazoa, Arthropoda, Insecta, Lepidoptera, Tortricidae.
GCAGAACGCGCCCGCGCAGCGCCAGUCGGCAAUCCGCCCGGGCGGGCGCCACACACACGACCGGAGUCUGCGCGCGCGAUCAGCGGUAUCGAAAUAUAUCACAAGUGCACCAAUACGAAUACCAACGACCGAAAGGAUUUGCGAGCGCGAUUCUGUGAAUCAAAUACGAGUAAAGUGAACGAGUCUCGAGUGCAGAGCAAACGACAGACGCCGCACCACGAGAGAGCGAUUAUAGGGUUCAAAGAGCCCAUGACGAAACGAUUCGAGACGCAACCGUAGAAGCAUUCGCGGUCGCUCGAAAUACUGCAAAUCGCUCGGUGACGGGUCAGGCACCUCACGCUGCACUGCUCUUAUCUUAGUCGUAUCUAAACGAAAACUCGAAAAACGCCUCUAUCAGUGGCCACGAUAGAGGUGUACUUGUUUAUAUAUGCAUAUAUAAAACGGAGAAAACUGAUCUCUAACGUGACGUCACAAAUUUGUGAUCAUUAUUAUUGUUAAAGUUUGUAUUCGCAUUUUCGACGUGUAUAGUUAGUUUUUUGUACGUAUUUAUUGAUGUUGUAAAUAGAGAAAAGUAUAUAGCCAAAAUAAGUGUGACAUUGCGUUAAUAUAACUAUAAUACUAGUCAUUCAUCUAGUGUAUUUAUUUAUUUAAAUAUUUUGAAUCUUGUCUGUAGAAUAAUAAUAAAAUCUUGAAAAAUAAAAGUGAAUACCAGAGCUUACAGUAGCUACCAAAGAGUUUGAAAACACGCGGCAAACCAACAAAAAGUUUGACAACUAAAUAAGCGGGAAAUCGCGAUAAUACACGUACCACAGAGUAAAUAUAUCGGACCGACAACCUAAACAUUCGUAACCAUAGAAUAUAAAAAGUGGAUUAUACCACAGAGUAAAGAAGUCCGGCAGAAAAUUCGUAGCCACAGAUAAAAAAAUUGUGGUCAUAGGACAUAUUUUUUUAAAUCAGUCGAACACUGAUAAACAAAAUGAGCAACGAGAUGCAAACGCAGAUAGGCAGUGGGCUGCAGAGGAGCUACAGGAUGCAGGACUUUGCGUCGCCUGGCGUCAUCAUGAGGGAGCGCAGCUUCAUUCGCCCUCAGUCGCACCAUAACAUGCAUCAUAAUCAGUUUCCGAAUAACGGGAAGCGGCGGAGCAUGAUUCUGACCAACGCCAAGGGCAAACCCACGCUGGAGAUAUACAGACCCCCAGGUGUCCGCACAGACGCACCAGCCACCACCAACAAGCUGAACGUCCACGCCAAGGAGUUCACCAUGGCCAAGCCCGCUGAUCAACAGAAUCGACCAGCAAUGGGCGUGACCUUUGGAGGAGGGCUGCAGCACUCCCGCUCGGCCGUGCUGUCGGCGCAGGUGCCCCCGCACUACCGGCCCGUGAUGCCCGUGCACGCGCUCCUCAACAGCGCGUCGAGCGGGCACGUGGCGCAGGGUCCGCGUGUCCACUUCAAGCUGCAGCCGCAGCAGAACUUCCCAGAGAAGAAGAAGUCCCCUCCCUCCUCCCUGUCCAACGGGAACGGGAAGAGCAUCCGUCCGCAGUUCGUCCCCGGGCUAAAACGCUCCAAGUCACUCACGUCGGCAGAUGCUCUAGCGAGCGGAAUGGCGGCGUUAGGACUGGCUGCUGAUGCAGGGGACCUGGGCAACUUUCCGCAGGAGAUUCAGGAGUGCAUCGACAAGGCAUUAGAAGACCCGAACUCGGUGUGCGCGCGCACGCUGAUGGACGCGGUGGGGCACCUGGUGUCGCGCGCGGUGGAGUCGCCGCGCUACGCGCUGCCGGCCGCGCGCCGCUGCAUCGCCGUGGUGGAGCGCGAGCAGACCGAGACCUUCCUCGAGUCGCUGCUCAACACCUGCCAGCAGUGGUACCACGACCGGGAGAAGCUGCUAGGCACGGUCGUGGGCGGCGGGCGGCCGCGGCUCAUGGCGUUCCUGUCGUUCCUGCUGGAGAUGUACUGCCAGCUGCGGCGCCGCGCCAUCCAGCGCCGCGGCGCCUCCGCGCAGCCCGGCCACGUGCUGCUCACGCUCAUCUGCAAGUGCUGCGAGGACUGCAUCCGCCAGCCCGUGCCCUCCGCCGGAGACACCGAAAACCUGUUCUUCGUCCUGACGUACAUCGGGCGCGACCUGGAGCAGGCGCUGCCCGGCGACCUGGAGCGGCUGCUGACGGCCGUGCGCGACGCCUUCCUCAACACGCACGCCGCGCCCUCCAUCCGCCGCACGCUGCUGCAGCUCAUCGAGCUGCACGCCAGCCGCUGGCAGCUGCCCGGCUGCGCCGUGCUCUACUACUACCCCUCCUCCAAGUAGCUCCGGGGCCGGGGGCAGCUGAGUGCGAGGAGGGACGAAGUCCGCGUACACUGAUGUCGUCGGAAAAUGUAUACAUGGAAAAAAUUCUGGAACUGCUCAUACUUUUGUACGGGAAUCGAAAUUUUUCAUUUCCAAAAU